Messenger RNA from Elephantulus edwardii (Cape elephant shrew), 1299 nucleotides. It is a transcript of the gene IRF9, whose product is annotated as interferon regulatory factor 9. Gene Ontology annotation, biological process: immune system process; regulation of transcription by RNA polymerase II. Bases 1 to 1299 code for a protein of 432 amino acids. The record is from RefSeq and is a predicted model, not a curated record. NCBI's taxonomy places the organism in Eukaryota, Metazoa, Chordata, Mammalia, Macroscelidea, Macroscelididae. The transcript is spliced from 8 exons. Gene Ontology annotation, molecular function: RNA polymerase II cis-regulatory region sequence-specific DNA binding; protein binding; DNA-binding transcription factor activity, RNA polymerase II-specific. Gene Ontology annotation, cellular component: nucleus.
AUGGCGGCAGUCAGGGCACGCUGCACUCGAAAGCUCCGGAGCUGGGUGGUGGAGCAGGUGGAAAGCGGGAAGUUCCCAGGGGUAUGCUGGGAUGAUAAAGAUAAGACCAUGUUCCGAAUUCCCUGGAAGCAUGCAGGCAAGCAGGACUUCCGGGAGGACCAAGAUGCUGCCUUUUUCAAGGCAUGGGCCAUCUUCAAAGGGAAGUACAAGGAGGGAGACCCUGAAGGCCCUGCUGCCUGGAAGACUCGCCUGCGCUGUGCCCUCAAUAAGAGUUCUGAAUUUAAGGAGGUUCCUGAGAGAAGCCACAUGGAUGGUGCUGAGCCCUUUAAGGUGUAUCAGUUACUGCCCCCAGAGUGUUCCACAGCCCAGUCAGGCACCCAGAAAUCACCAUUAAAGCGACACCACAGUUCCAUAUCAUCUGAAAUGAAGGAAGAUGAAGGCACCAUGAAGAGAUCUGCACUCACCCCCAUCUUGUUCCUGGAGUCGUUCAGUAACGAAUGUGGAGCCAAUGAGGGAGCAGACCAUUCAGACACUGGAAGUAGCAGCAGCAGCAGCAAUAGCAAUGACAGCCCUGAGCCUCAGGAAGGAGCAGACACUACUGAGGCCCCCUCGCAAGGAGAUCAGGAGUAUUUGCUCCCGCCAGACUCAGACUUCUCACUACUGCUUACUUUUAUCUACAAUGGACGUGUGGUCGGGGAGACCCAUGUGCACAGCCCGGACUUCCGUCUUGUGGCCGAGCCCUCAGGCUCCCGGAGCAACAUAGAGCAAGUCGUUUUCCCCAUACCGGACCCCCUGGAGCCCACACGGCGCCUGCUGAGCCAGCUCGAGAGGGGCAUCCUAGUGGCCAGCAACUCUGACGGCCUUUAUGUGCAGCGCCUCUGCCCGAUCCCUAUCUCCUGGGAUGCACCCCAGACACCCCCUGGUCCAGGCCCACAUCUUCUGCCCAGCAACGAGUGCAUGGGACUCUUCAAAACAGCCUCCUUCUGCAGAGACUUGGCUCGGUACUUGCAGGGACUGGGCCCCCCACCCAAGUUCCAGGUAACACUAAGUUUUUGGGAAGAGAGUCCUGGCCCUAACCACACCUCACAGAAUCUAAUUACAGUAAAGAUGGAGCAGGCCUUUGCCCGACAUUUUCUGGAAAGGACUCUAGAGGAACAGACAGCCUCUCCGCCCCUGAUGCAGAGCCUGGGGGAGCCCCUUCUCUCCUCACCUCUUUUCCUCUCCACUCCUUUAAAUAAGGCCAUUCUCCACACUAGUAACUUGCCUUCUUCUGUGUUAAUUAUGAGUGAUUGUAUGUGA